Molecule: messenger RNA, 1858 nt
Organism: Silurus meridionalis
Lineage: Eukaryota; Metazoa; Chordata; Actinopteri; Siluriformes; Siluridae
Exons: 8
Coding region: 61-1095 (344 amino acids)
Source: RefSeq, a predicted model, not a curated record
AGUGGGCAGGGAACGAGUCAAAACAGCUGAGAAGCUGUUCGCUUGACUUCUCACGCUUGCAUGAUGAUGACGAGGAUGGCCAAGUUGCUCCUUCUUACUGUGUUCAUCAUGGUGAAGUGUACAGUUACUCAGCCUGUCAUCACAGUGGAUAAUGUGUCUGUAAAAGAGGGAAAGUCUAUCAUCAUUCCUUGUUUAUAUGGUGCUAAAUUUAUUGAUGAUAAAAAGUACCUGUGUGUUGGAAAUAUAUGGACUUUCUGCAAAGAUGUUCAGAAAAUUAACCAGAGAACCACCAUCUCAGAUGACAAAGCCCAGCAUAUACUUACUGUGACUAUGAAGAAUGUCACAUCUACUGAUACAGCUCGUUACUGGUGCUCUGUUGAAAUCCUUGGAAAUGAUGUAAACAAAAUGUUUCAGCUAAAAGUUACAAAAGCUACUCCUGUGCUGUAUGUGGAUAAUCAGAUGGUAACUGGAUAUGAGGGUGGCCAUGUGGUGAUUUUCUGCCAUCAUCAAAUGAUGAAUCAAAAGGAAUGGUGUAAGCUUGGUGGUACAUGUGUGAGCACUGUUGGAAACAUGAGCGGUGCUCUGGUUCAGCUCACCAGUAUGGCUGGGGGUUUUAGCGUGACAAUGAGCAAGCUGACGAUGGACCAUACAGGAUGGUACUGGUGCUCAGGAGGAGACAAUCAGAUGCCUGUUCACAUCACUGUGAAGACUCCUGCAAACAGCUGGGAGAGAAGGUCAUUAGCGUGGCUGGUAGUUUUGGGAUUGCUGCUUGCAUUAGCUUGUAUAGCUGUGAUUGCGAUCUGGCAAAAGAAAAAACAAUGUGAAACAUUCCCAUUGCGCAAGAGGUCUGAAAAUACAUACGUAAGCAUGAAAAAUCCAAAACAGCAAACAAAUCAACAUGAAAAUGAACAAUCUGAAGCCCAGGAAUAUGAAACUAUGUCCAGUCCUGUAACACUAGAGGUUGAAGGGAGAAGCUCUGAAGGAAAUGAAUCUUCAAAGAAAGAUGGAGGCCACCAUACACAAAAAUGCGGCUUUGGGCUCAAAGAACCUUACUGCACCUUCUUAAAGCCAUUUGCUUCAAAUGAAAAAUUGUAAUAAAUCAUUCCUGUCCAAUUUCCACAAAUAAUUUGUAGUACAGUACAGUGCAGCUGUCUGUUAUCAGGUUCACCAAAAUGUGUGAAAUUUUCAAAUUCCUUCACCAGAAUAUAAACACUCAAUACUGGAUGAAUGUUUUAUAAUGCACAAAAACCUGGCCUUCCUUCAAAGCACUGCUGCUUCAUAACUAAUUUAAAACGUUUUUAUCUUACUCUUAUAGGCAAGGGCUUCUGUGUUUGGUGUGUAAAACAUCUCUAAAAAAAACAGCAUGUUGUUCUUUAAUACUGCAUGUGAUGACUCAUUUUUCUGCACGAUUGUGCAGGGCAAGAAAGCACUGAGCUUCAUUCCUGCGGCAUUUUUUGUUGAUGUUGUUUGGUUUUUUUUGUGCGCCUGGCCAUCAAGAGGGGCUUGUGAUAUUUCAAUAGAUUAAAACUGAUAACUUACACAAUUGUUUGGUAUUUAUAGGUGCAAUUUUGCAAUCUAGCAGUAGUCUAUGCUCUUUUUAAUGUUACAAUAUCCACAAGUUCUUUGUACUUUUUUUAUGUUUUCUAUGUUAAAAAUGUAAAGUAAAUAUGUAAAUUUAAAAAAAAUUAUAUACUUUGUCAAACACCAUUAAACACAUUAAUACUAAUGCCAUCAAUGCAACUCACCAGCCAGAGAUGAGAAGUAACGAAGUACAAAUACUUAAUUACUGUACAUAAGUAGAUUAUUUUUCUUGUAUCACUACUACUACUCAUUUUUUGGACAACUUUUAACUUUCACU